Messenger RNA from Xylaria bambusicola, 1275 nucleotides. RefSeq lists its product as uncharacterized. Lineage: Eukaryota; Fungi; Ascomycota; Sordariomycetes; Xylariales; Xylariaceae. The record is from RefSeq and is a predicted model, not a curated record. Bases 1 to 1275 code for a protein of 424 amino acids. The transcript is spliced from 2 exons.
AUGGUGGAUAUUCGCAUUCAAAUCGUAAUCCAUAACCGUUACCUUGUCUUUGACGCAUCAGGUGAACUCCCAUUCAGCAUCGUGUACGGUCUCUGCCGACGUUCAAAAGACGACCUUGACGCACGGGACAUCAUCCUGCACACAGCGAAAUCCGCGCUGGACGUACCAUAUGCUAUCGCCAAUGGGUUGCUUACGCUUCACGAGAAAGAUGACGCGAGUGGGGAGAUGAGGAGCAUUGAACUGGACCUUUUGGAUGAACGUAAAGGGGCAACCGACAGCGAAGAAGGAGCAUACCUGACUCUCUCAUCACCAAUGACCAGAACAAAGCACUGGAAAGAAGAUAUGACGGUGUACCAGUACCCCAUCGAUUCCAAAAGCGAGCUGGGGUCGCUUUUGAAGCCCGGCAGGGCAUACACGAUCCGUCUAGCCAGCUCAGAUCUAGGCGUGAAAUGGUGGCGGUACAGCGAUAACAGGAAUCCCACAAAUAAGGCAGAUCUCACACAGGCUUCAGAGACAGCCAGGCUAGUCAGGAGCAAAAGCUCAGGCGGCAAGGCCAGCUUCAAGGUAGUAUCAUCCUUGACAUUUCCUCCGGCGAUAGAAAUGCACAUGCGGCUCUGCCCGACGGAUAAAAACGCCAGGGAAGAAGAAGGUAGUAGUAACAGCAAUAGCAACAGUGGCGAUACUAGCACGACUGCUACUCUAGAAGUAUCCGUCUGCAAUACUCACCCAUCAAGACCUAUAUCCGUCCAAACGCGCGGCACGCAGCGCUUUCUCAUGCCGUGGGGUCCCAUGCAGCCUGAGUCCGAAGACGAUGAUUCGCAAGUCCGCAUCAUCGAUGGUGCCACGGCGCGAAUAACUGCAGACAUAGAAACAACGGUACGAGCACCUAUAGCUAGUCUACAGAUCGUAGAUAUCGGCACCGACACCGUCGUCCGCGCAGCGCGCAAACCAGGUCCAUGUCGCGGGUUAACCAUAGCCGGCGCAGAUCCCCGACCACGACUCAACACGCUCCUCACACUUAGGCCCGGUGAAACUCUCAUCAGACGCGUGGAUAUACGUAAUCUAGUCAAAGGCCUUCCGGACGGUGCGUAUCGCGUAGAGAUGCGACCGCGAGGCGUGUGGUGGUGUUUUGGGGAUAAGGAUGAGAUCGCGGAUGAGGAUAGGGAGAAGGUAGCUAGGGGAUUGUAUAAGACUGCGAUUCCACCGCUUGUACUGAGGACUGAGGAUGUCGUGAGCGUGAAGAUCAGGGAUGGUAACAUCAACCGGUAUAAGUAA